This is a messenger RNA of Symbiodinium necroappetens, 428 nucleotides long. NCBI's taxonomy places the organism in Eukaryota, Dinophyceae, Suessiales, Symbiodiniaceae. The record is from the annotation of a GenBank genome assembly.
AUGCGAAAAGUGCUUCCCCUCCUUCUCGCCUUCUUGACGCACGCGGACGAAACCGGUUUGCUGCAGGAUGACGAGUGCCAGGAGGGGUCCCAAGGUGAGUGCGCCAUGAACGCGCUUCAGCUGCGAAGCUCGCAAGGUGAGGGCGAAGAGCUCUUCGAUGCCAGCAAUGACAGUGAAAUGCAGUCGAUUGCGUCGGAGUUGAAUCAGACUGGGCGUGUUUGGCGCCUCUACCAUGUGACGUCGCCCUCGAUCGGUCCAAAGAUCUUGCGGGAAGGCUUCCGCGCUGGCCACGCAGGCUGGUGUGGCGGGGCUAUCUACUUCGGCAACACAGCACAGGAGACUCAUCAUAAAGCUGUCGGCACGGAGUCCCACCAGGGCUACAUGAUCGAGGCCAUGGUUGAUGUUGGGCGAGUCAAAAGCAUGCCGUG